Messenger RNA from Vitis vinifera (wine grape), 4798 nucleotides. RefSeq lists its product as uncharacterized. The transcript has 2 exons. The coding region runs from base 1516 to 2454 and encodes 312 amino acids. Lineage: Eukaryota; Viridiplantae; Streptophyta; Magnoliopsida; Vitales; Vitaceae. The record is from RefSeq and is a predicted model, not a curated record.
CAGGUCCUUUACCCUUUAUCAUUUUCUCGCUUCUAGUUUGAUGAAGAGUUAGCCCACCCUUUGAUUUCCUAGAAACUGCAGGAAAAAUGGAAGAAAAUUGAAAAUUUUGAGUUGGGAAACAUGAGGGUUUUUUUUUCCCUCUGUUUUCUUGGGAACCAAACGGAGGGGUAUAAUAUCAAUAUAUUGAAGAAUUUCUUGGCUGCUGAGUACUCUGCUGAUAUUUAAGGCUUUUCAUGACAAAAUUUGGGAAUUUUUGCAAAUUUUGUUUGCGUGUGAUAUAUGAUAAAGAUCAAUUGCAGAUUUUUUUGGCUUUUCAUCAGAACCCACUUGGAAGAUUGGUAGUGGUUAUGAUGAGAAUGCAAAUUCUUGGAAUUUAACUGGCAACCCACUGGAUGUUGUAGUUGAUUACUGUAUUUUCUUGUAUCUGAAAAUGCAUGUUGAGGUUGCUAAGUUGCUUUCUUCAUUUGAAUUGGAAAUUGCCUAAAUAAUAAAAAAUAAAAAAUAAAAAAUAAAACGCUUCAUCCACUACUUUUAUUUUAUUUCAUUUUUUUUUUCAAAAAAAGUUGUUUGAAACUGCACCUUGAAAAUGUGAUUUUAGUACAAAUUUAGAUACUGUAUUUUGAAACUAUGGCUUUAGUAUGCUUUUAGAAACCUUAUUUUGAAACUACAGCAUCUAAUUUAUAUAGAAGUUGUAUUUUCAAGAUGCAGUUUCAAACAAAUUUAAGGAAAAAACCAAUAAGCUUAUAUUUUGAUCAAUACUUUCAAAACAUACUUAAAACUUAUAUUUUGUUUGUAACAUGAGUCCAUUUGACCCCAGAUCCAGAGAAGCUUUUCUUACUAACAACUUGUACUAAAACCUAGACCAACUUUGAUGAAUUUUUUAUCAAAUUGGCCCUCAAACCAAACAAAAUAUAAGUUUUGGGUACAUUUUGAAACUAUUAUUCAAACUAGUUUUCUUUUUAAAUAUGUUUGAAACAACAUUUUGAAAAUACUACUUCUAUAUAAAUUAGAGACUGUAGUUUCAAAACAUGGUUUCCAAAUCUUUAUUAAAGUUGUAGUUUCAAGAUGCGGUUUUUAAAUUUGUACUAAAGCCAUAGGUUCAAGAUGGGAGUUUCAAACAAUUUUUUUCAAACAAAAUAAAAUGUUGCCAAAGGGGUUUUGAACAGUGGUAUGAGAGGAAGGCCGAGAUGUAUAUUUUAAUGGUCAAAAUGGCCAAUUUGAACCAAAACUCAACUUUGAUGGGAAGUGUUUAUUUUGUGCUUGCUGCCACUUUCAACUGUAGACCAAUGUUAUAGAAAUUAAUCUUUAUGAUUUAUAUUGUCAAUCAUUUCUCUUACAUAUUGUCAAUUUAUAGUCUCUUCUUCUGGUGCUAACUCCAUCUGCAAAAUAUCCUUCAUGUCAUCCUUUGUUGCAUUUUUAUUGGAAUUUUCUCUUCUGAUUUUAUCAGUAUAUUCAGGAAUUUUCACAUUGGUUCACAGUCUAGGAACAGGAAGAUUCUUAGAGUGGGGGCAGUGAAUGCUAGGGGGGGUAACAGGAGGGAUUCUAGUCUUUUGGGAUAAUAAAGUGCUAGAGCUGAUGGGCAUGGAAUUGGGCUUGUACUCAAUCUCUUGUCGCUUUAAGUGUUGUGAUGAUUGUUUCGUCUGGAUUUUUUCAGGGGAGUAUGGCCCUACCCUUGGGAAUGCUAGAGAGGACUUUUGGGAUGAAUUUGGGGCAAUUAGGGGCCUGUGGAGUGACCCAUGGUGUAUUAGGGGAGACUUCAAUGUUGUGAGAUUUCCAGGUGAACAUUCUGGUGCAUCGAGAUUGACUUCGGCAAUGAGAAGAUUUACAAAGGUCAUUGAUGACCUCCAUUUGAGGAAUCUUCCUUUGUUAGGGGGGUCUUCUACUUGGAGUGAGGGUUUGAAUAAUCAGGCCUAUUUGAGGUUAGAUCGUUUCUUGGUUUCUGAGGGAUGGGAAGGCCAUUUUAGCAAUGUGUUGCAGUGUGUCUUGCCUAAACCCGUGUCAGAUCAUUCUCCAAUUCUAUUGGAUGUGGGUGGGAUGCGGAGGGGUCCUUCUCCCUUUAGGUUUGAGAGUAUGUGGUUGAAGGAGGAGGGUUUCAAGGAUCUAGUGAAGUUUUGGUGGUUGGAGCUUAGUUUUAGAGGAUUCUCUAGUUUCAUUCUGACAGAAAAGUUGAAAAAACUAAAAGGCUUUUUGAAGAGCUGGAACUUUGAGGUGUUUGGCAAUGUGGCUAUUAGAAAGAAUUUGACCCUCACCCAGGUGGGCUUUUGGGAUUCACAAGAGUUACUAGGGACUUUAUCUAUAAAGGAAGAGAUUGCCAAGAAGGCUUCAAGGGUAGAAUUUCGGAAAUGGGCUCUUAUGGAGGAAACAAGCUGGAGACAGAAGUCAAGGGAAGUUUGGCUAAAGGAGGGUAACAGAAAUACCAAUUUUUUUUCACAAAAUGGCAAAUGCAUGUAUUGAAGGAGAAAUUUUUUAGCUAAGGUCAAGAUUAAUGGGGCUUGGUUAACAGAGGAGGCUGAUAUUAAAGCCGAAAUUGUCCAGGCAUUCCAGGCCCUUUUGUCAAAAUCUGGAGAUUGGCACCCUAGUAUAAGUGGCAUGGACUUUGAAACCUUAAAUAGGCAAGAUGCAGCGAAGUUAGAGGAACCUUUUACUGAGGAAGAGGUUUCAAUGUGUUGUCAGCUCUUAAUGGGGACAAAGCCCUAGGGCCGGACGGUUUUUCAAUGGCAUUUUGGUAGUGUUGUUGGGAUGUCGUUAAGGAAAUGGGUUUCUUUAGGGAUUUUCAUAAUCACGAUAGAUUUGUAAAAAGCCUCAAUGCUACGUUUCUGGUAUUGGUGCCAAAGAAAUGAGGGGCUAAAGAUCUUAGGGAUUUGAAGCCUAUAAGUUUAAUGGGGAACCUGUAUAAAUUAUUGGCUAAAGUGUUGACUAAUAAGCUUAAAAAGAUUAUCAAUAAAGUGGUUUCUUUUUUUCAAAAUGUCUUUGUGGAAGGUAGGCAAAUCCUUUAUGUUGUCCUAAUAGCAAAUGAAACAAUUGACUCGAUGCUGAAAAGUAAUAGGGUUGGGGUACUGUGCAAACUAGAUAUUGAGAAGGCAUAUGAUCAUGUCAAUUGGGGCUUUUUACUUGCGGUCUUGGAAAAAAUGGGUUUUGGCUAGAGGUGGAUUAGUUGGUGCAUUUCUACUCCAAGUUUCUUGAUUAUUGUGAAUGGUACCCCUUUAGGUUUCUUCCAAAGCUCUAGAGGAUUAAGACAGGAGGAUUGUCUUUCUCCGUAUUUGUUUGUGCUUGCUAUGGAGGCGCUUAGCUGUCUCAUUGGAAGGACAAGGGAAGGUGGCUUUUUGACUAGCUUCAAAGUGAAUGGGAGAGGUGGAGAGGGUUUGGAGGUUACUCAUCUACUGUUUGUAGACAACACUUUGGUGUUUUGUGAGCCUCCCAUACCCAAUUGACCUACUUAAACUGGUUGCUUAUGUGGUUUGAAACCAUUUUGGAUCUGAAAAUUAAUUUAACAAAGAGUGAGUUUAUUUCGGUGGGUAGAGCAAAGAACCUUGAUGAGUUGGCUCUUGUAUUAGGCUGUAAAGUGGGAGUGCUCUCGACCACCUCUUUGGGGCUCCCUUUAGGUGCCCUUUUUAAUGCGUUGGUGGCUUGGGAUGGAGUGGAAGAAAGAUUAGAAGAUUAACUUUGUGGAAAAGACAAUAUAUUUCCAAAGGGGGAAGACUAACGUUGAUUAGAAGUACAUUAUCUAAUUUGUUAAUCUACUUUUUGUCUCUUUUUCGGAUACCAAGGAUUAUGCGGUUAAGGUUGGAAAAAAUCCAAAGGGACUUCCUAUGGGGAGGCGGGACCUUAGAUAGUAAGCCUCAUCUAGUGAAAUGGGAUAUCAUUUGCUCUAACAGAAGGAUGGGGGGCCUAGGUGUUAGGCGCCUUCACUCGCUUAAUAAGGCCCUCUUUUGUAAGUGGAUUUGGCGCUUUGCUUCAGAAAGGGAGGCCUUUUGGAGACAAAUUAUUAGUGGUAAAUAUGGGGAUUUGGAAGGGGGUUGGUGCUCUAAGAAGUGAGAGGAGGCUAUGGUGUUGGUUUAUGGAAGACCAUAAGAAAGUUGUGGGAUGUAGUUAGUUCUAAAUUGUCCUUUUCAAUGGGCAAUGGGAAAAGGAUAAAGUUUUGGAAAGAUAAGUGGUGCGGGGAGGAGCCGUUAAAUGUUUCUUUUCUCUCUUUAUGUGCUCUUUCUAACUCUAAAGAUGCUUGAGUGGCGGAGUUGUGGUAGCAUUCUAAUGAGGGGGGUGGUUGGAAUCCUAACUUCCUAAGACCCCUAAAUGAUUGAGAGAUAAUUAUUGUGGAACGCUUUUGGCAAGACUUCAAGAUAAAUUGGUAGAAGAGGGGAAAGAGCAUAAAGUGUGUUGGGUUGAUAUGAAGAGUGGAACAUUCUCUGUUAAAUCACUUUAUGCUAGCCUAGAGACAGGAAGGGUAGUGCAAUUCCCUUCUAGUGUUGUGUGGAAUGCAUGGGUUCCUCCUAAGGUGUGCUCUUUUGCUUGGGAGGCGACUUGGGGAAAAGCUCUAACUCUUGACUAGCUUCAAAGGAGGGGGUGGUCUUUGGCCAACCAUUGCUUCCUAUGUCUAUCUCAUGAGGAGUCUAUUGAUCACAUCCUUUUGCAUUGUGACAAGGCAAGGGUGUUGUGGGAGCUAUUAUUCUCUCUCUUUAGAGUUUUUUAGGCGUUGCAAUCCACAAUUAGAGAGACUAUGCUAGGCCGACAUGGUUCCUUUGUUGGAAGAAAGCAGAAAAAGGUUUGAAGGACAGCUCCUUUAUGCCUCUUCUAGACUAUU